AUGAUACGGUCCCCGCGGAGUCUUUUCUUGACAAACAAGACUGCCCGCAUCUCAGUGAGCGCGACGACCCGUUUUUUACAAAAGCGUGGCAUCUCUCUCACCGGGCCAGCGCAGCGCACGUUUCUUGCACUCUACCAUGUGCAACAACAACAGAAGCAGCAGGGCAUGGUUGCUGAUGCCUGCCGUACGUCGUGCCGCACCUUCUCCAGCACCCAUGUCCUGCGGGAGCCGAAAAAGCCGGAUGAUCAACUCGCUGGCUUCCACGAGGUCAAGAAGUACGAGGAGAAAAGCGAAGAGCAGCAGGGGGAGCAGGAGGAUCCUUUCUCAAACAACGCUGGCCCUGGCUACCUGCCCUUUCCACCGCCCUUCCACACCAUCAAUGUGGUGAUGCUGCUCUUCCUCGCCAACAUCAUCACAUACCUCCUUAUGAACUUCUCUGGGAACGACGACGUGCGGGAUUUCAUCGUUGAUCAUUUAACUCUGUCACACGAGAAUGCCUGGCGGAUUUAUCCACUCUUCACAAAUGCCUUCUACCAGGAGAAUCUCCUGCAGCUCGCCAUUGACUGUUGGCUGCUGCAGCAAUUUGGCAAGACCAUGUUGGGUUUUCUCGGAAAUGUCCGCAUGACCUUCUUCGCCGCGCUCUGCACGCUUGGUGGUAGUUUUAUCCACGUGGCACGCCAGCAGUUUGAGCUGUACUACGGCAUGGACCCCUUGGAGGUGCGUGGGCGUUGCUACGGCCCGAACCCGUUCAUCCUUGGACUCGUUGGCGUGGAGGGUCUCAUCUUCCGUCACCUCAACUUUAUCCAGCAGCCGCCCGUCCCCUUCUUAGUUCUCACGGCUUUCGUGAUGGUCAUAGACGUCUGGCGCAUCUUCACAACGAAGCCAGAGGAGCACGGCGCGUCUACAGGGGGCGCACUCGUGGCGUACUUCUUCUGGGCCUUGCCCACGCGUAUGCUCGGGCUUGACAAGCUCACCGCCACGUUUUAG
Messenger RNA from Trypanosoma grayi, 987 nucleotides. RefSeq names its product rhomboid-like protein. Gene Ontology annotation, molecular function: serine-type endopeptidase activity. Gene Ontology annotation, cellular component: membrane. The transcript has a single exon. NCBI's taxonomy places the organism in Eukaryota, Euglenozoa, Kinetoplastea, Trypanosomatida, Trypanosomatidae. Bases 1 to 987 code for a protein of 328 amino acids. The record is from RefSeq and is a predicted model, not a curated record.